Messenger RNA from Magallana angulata, 1881 nucleotides. RefSeq names its product long-chain specific acyl-CoA dehydrogenase, mitochondrial-like. Gene Ontology annotation, cellular component: mitochondrion. NCBI's taxonomy places the organism in Eukaryota, Metazoa, Mollusca, Bivalvia, Ostreida, Ostreidae. Gene Ontology annotation, biological process: long-chain fatty acid catabolic process; fatty acid beta-oxidation using acyl-CoA dehydrogenase; carnitine metabolic process, CoA-linked. Bases 5 to 1375 code for a protein of 456 amino acids. The transcript is spliced from 10 exons. The record is from RefSeq and is a predicted model, not a curated record. Gene Ontology annotation, molecular function: long-chain fatty acyl-CoA dehydrogenase activity; flavin adenine dinucleotide binding.
UAAUAUGCCGCAGGCCUCUGUGCAAAGAUCAAACCGAAACAACCAUUGUUCAAAUUGUCUAGUUCCAUCGGGAGCAGACGAAAACAUGGCGACCUCCAUGCUAACAAAUUGUGUGCGCUUAUUUAACAAACAAUUGAGAAAUGUCAGCCGAUUUUCAACUUCCAUCAAAAGACAUGGAGAGGGAAGACCAGAGGUUAGCCAAGCAGCCACCAUGAUGGAUAUAGGAACUCGAGAGAUUUUUUCUUCUGAGCAUGAUAUGUUUAGACAGAAUGUUCGAAGAUUUUUCCAAGAGGAGGUUGUCCCUCCUCACAGCAAAUGGGAAAAGGAUGGACAAGUCAGCCGAGAGGUGUGGGAGAAAGCUGGUCAGAAUGGUUUGCUGGGUGUCAACGUGAAUGAGGAGCAUGGUGGAAUAGGAGGAGAUGUUCUGUCAACAGCCAUCACAUGGGAGGAACAGAUGUAUGUAAACUGCUCAGGACCAGGGUUUGCUCUUCACUCUGACAUUGUUAUGCCAUAUAUAUCCCAUUAUGGAACGAAAGAACAAAUCGAGAAGUUUAUUCCCAGAAUGGUUGCUGGAACCUGCAUAGGAGCUAUUGCAAUGACAGAACCAGGGGCAGGAAGUGACCUGCAAGGAAUAAGAACAAAUGCAAAGAAAGAUGGCUCUGACUACAUCUUGAAUGGUUCUAAGGUCUUCAUCACAAAUGGCUGGAUGUCUGAUGUGGUCAUUGUUGUGGCGAUCACAAACCCCGAGGCGAAGUCCAAAGCCCAUGGGAUUAGCCUUUUCCUUGUAGAGGAUGGUAUGAAGGGCUUUGUCAAGGGCAGGAAACUGGAGAAAAUUGGAUUUAAGGCUCAGGACACUGCAGAAUUGUUCUUUGAAGAUGUGCGCCUUCCCAAGGAGUCUCUGCUGGGAGAAGAAAACAAGGGAUUCUAUUAUCUGAUGCAGGAGCUUCCACAAGAGAGACUAAUUAUUGCUGGCAUGGGCAUAGCCUCCUGUGAAUGGAUGUUUGAAGAAACCAGAAAUUAUGUCAGACAAAGGAAAGCCUUUGGCAAAACAAUUUCUAAUCUUCAGACUGUCCAGCACAAACUGGCAGAAAUCAAAACAGAGGUAUGUGUGGGGCGUGCGUUUGUGGACCAGUGCCUAAGAAUUCACAAUGAAAGAGGGCUGGACUCUGCUACAGCAUCAAUGGCAAAAUACUGGAUAACUGACCUUCAGAACUCAAUAGCAACACGCUGUCUACAACUACACGGAGGCUGGGGAUACAUGUGGGAGUACCCAAUAGCUCGAGCAUUCGUUGAUUCAAGAGUACAACCCAUCUAUGGAGGCAGCAACGAAAUCAUGAAGGAACUGAUUGCCCGAACCAUUGUCUCUGACAAGUGAACCAAACAAAUCUUUAACUAAACAAAAAAUUCUAUGAAAUAUUCUAUUUUCUCUUAUAAACUUGGUGUAGUGUUAUAUCACUGAUUUCCUCAUUAAUUUGACACCUCAGAUAGGAUUUUUACUCUAAUGUUCAGUUCUGCAUGAAAUUCUGUUAUUGUAUAUUAUAAAAGAUGGAUGCAAUCAGUCUUGCCUUUCAUGACUGAUGAAUGCUGAAGAUUGACAUCGUCAGAGUUCAGAAUGACCAAAUUCAUUAUCAUUGUGUGAUUUAAAGAAGAAUAUACUAGAAACCAAUGAAUUAGGCAACCAUCCUGGGAGCCCAAGUCUGUGAUACAUAAGGAAUUUUUUUUGGAGAUGACACUUAUUUAUAGUACAUGUAUUUAAAAGAUCCUGAUCAUUGCUCUCCAAUGAAUUGAAGCCUCAGUGCAUAAUAAAACUGUUUCAACAAGUCUGACGGAAAAUUCCAAAUUGUAUGAUUUCCGUAUUGAAAUUAAAUCUAUGUAUUGAUA